UGUAUUUUAAACAACACAAUUGUCACACACACACACAAACACUUUUUUGAUCGGAUCCUACAAAAAAAUAUUAUUACGCCAUCACAUAUUCCCGCAUAUAAUAAUUACAUAUAGACACAAGUAAUAAUACACUACUCCACUCGAUCACUGGUGCCAACACUAUGCAAUCCGUAAAAGCAGGAACACGGCCACCGUGGGUAGGCUUUGCGGCCGCCGUGUGGGUCGGAAUAGCUGCCGGAAACUCAUACUGUUUUCCACUAUAUUCACAUUCAUUGAAAUCAGUACUGGGAUAUUCACAACAACAACUAACAGUACUUGGAGUUGCAAAUGAUUUUGGAGAAAAUACAGGAAUACUUCCAGGCAUUGCGUGUAACUAUUUCCCUCCAUGGGUUGUUCUUCUUGUUGGUGUUUUUUCUUCUUUCUUUGGUUAUGGUGUUAUCUGGCUUGCUAUUUCUCAGACUGUUGUCAACUUGCCUUAUUGGGUUCUAUGGAUUGCGCUUGUGCUAGCAGCCAACAGCAGUGCAUGGUUAGGUACAGCGGUUCUGGUUACAAAUCUAAGAAAUUUCCCUCUAAGUCGUGGUACAGUAGCUGGCCUACUAAAAGGCUACAUUGCCCUUAGUGCUGCGGUUUUCACAGAAGUAUGCACCAUGUUACUUAAUGGGUCAGAAUCGUCGAUUGUGCUUGUGUUCACAUUAGGUAUACCCAUAAUAUGUCUUGCCUUAAUGUACUAUGUUCGCCCGUGCACUCCUUCUGAUGAAAUUGACCCAUCGGAGAACACUCACUUUCUUUUCACCCAAGGGACCAGUCUCUUACUUGCAAUCUUUCUUUUAACAACAACAAUACUAAAAAACUCCUUAAACCUAAAUAAUACCAUCUCCUACACAUUUAUUGCAAUAAUGGUGGUUCUUUUAUUGUCACCACUUGCAAUCCCAAUCAAAAUGACCCUAUUUCCAGCUCGCAAGAAGCUUCUCCGGCCGGUUGAGUCUUCAGACAGCCUGGAUUCAAAAUCAGAUCCAUUGUUAACGCCAUCAUCUUCAAACACGAAUCUUACAAGUUUUCGAGAAAAUGAAGAAGUGUCAGAGGUGAAUAUGCUUCUUGCUGUUGGUGAAGGGGCGGUGAAAUUGAAGAAAAGAAGACCUAGAAGAGGGGAGGAUUUUAGUUUUCGCGAAGCUGUUGUGAAGGCCGAUUUUUGGCUUCUAUGGACGGCUUACUUUCUUGGUGUUGGGUCUGGAGUCACGGUUUUAAACAAUUUGGCUCAAAUUGGAUCUUCACUUGGUUUUAAUGAUACAAACACACUGUUGAGCCUAUUCAGUUUCUGCAAUUUUCUUGGCCGGCUUGGUGGUGGUGCGGUUUCUGAAUAUUUUGUAAGGUUAAAUGCGAUCCCAAGGACAUUUUGGACAAUGGUAACACAAAUUAUUAUGGUGCUAACGUAUCUUUUAUAUGCAUCGGCUCUAGAUGGAACUCUAUAUGCUGCAACAGCAUUACUUGGAACAUGUUAUGGUGUUCAAAUUGCUAUUAUGAUCUCGACAUCCUCUGAGCUUUUCGGGUUGAGAAACUUUGGGAUUAUAUUCAAUUUUAUGCAGUUAGGAAACCCUCUGGGUGCACUUCUAUUUUCUGGUAUGCUCGCAGGUUACAUUUAUGAUGCAGAGGAAGCUAGGCAAGGUUCAACCACUUGUAUGGGUCCUGCUUGUUUUCGGUUCACGUUCCUUGUUCUUGCUUGUGUAUGUGGUUUAGGGACUAUUUUGAGCUUAAUUUUAACCCUUAGAAUUCGACCCGUUUACCAAAUGCUUUAUGCUGGUGGGUCAUUUCGUUUGCCUCAAAGCACUGUCCGCUAAUGAUCAUUCACCAACGGUCAACAAAACGAUAUUUUUGUCCACGUUUGUUGGUUUUGUGUGUUUGUUGUAGCCAUGUACAAGUAAUCACAGGAGUUUAUAUGUUUUUGAGCUUUUGAACAUCUGCUAUGUAAAAAUAUAUGUUCUUGCCAUUAGUCUUUGUAUGAAAAUCUACACUAAAAAGAAUUAAUACAACUAGAGUUUUGACUUUUUGAGCU
Molecule: messenger RNA, 2050 nt
Organism: Erigeron canadensis
Lineage: Eukaryota; Viridiplantae; Streptophyta; Magnoliopsida; Asterales; Asteraceae
Product: protein NUCLEAR FUSION DEFECTIVE 4-like
Exons: 3
Coding region: 162-1835 (557 amino acids)
Cellular component (GO): membrane
Source: RefSeq, a predicted model, not a curated record